AUAAAAAUAGAAGUCGGUUCGUUUUUUUAACCUAACAACUGAAAUAUAUAAGUGUAACGCUGAUCGAAACAGUGUUGGAUAUUUUUUCCAAGUGGCCAUGGGAAAAAUGUGUGUUAGCAAGUAUUUUUCGUUAUAUCUCCUUCUUUUCGUUCUACCGUCAUUCAAGGAGGCUGCACGGAUUUUGGGAGUGAUAACUUAUCCUGCUCACAGCCACGAAUCAUUCUACAAGCCAAUCUGGAGGGAACUUUCUCUGCGAGGACACCAAGUAACAGUCAUAUCAUCGGAAAAUAUAAAGGACCCGUCGCUGGUUAAUCUCACAGAAAUAGACAUCAGUUUCACUAAAGAUCUACUGAAAAAUGCUAACGUCCUUGCUACGCUUCCGGCAAACGGAUUUCUCUUUCAGAAAAUAUUAUGGGAUCAAAAUCUAUUACAGACCUUAGUCGAAGCCCAGCUUGGAUCUGAAGAAGUUCAGAAGCUGAUCAAAGACCCGGAGGAGCAUUUCGAUUUGGUGAUUGUGGAGGAAGUUUGGCCCCUCAUACAUGCGUUUGGUGCUAGAUUCAAAUCACCAGUAAUAAGUAUUUCGUCUUUCUCACCCUUCCUCCACUCCCACGACAAUAUGGGCAACCCUACGCACCCCGUCUAUCCUGAUACGAUGAUGACAUUUGGAAACGACUACAGCAUUACCUACAGAUUGAAGGGAUUUCUGUACAACCUGUGGUUAAGAGGUCUCUUCUAUUGGUAUAUCAUGCCGAAGGAAGAUAAAUUGGCAAGGAAGUAUUUUGGAAAUGAUAUUCCGUAUCUUGGUGAAGUCUACAAAAAUACUAGCCUGUUCUUAGUCAAUGUCAACCCGAUUAUGGGCAUUCCCAGAGCGAAUGUACCUAAUGUGAUCGAAAUCAAUCAGGUUCAUAUUCAAGAAAAAAAACCGUUACCAAAGGACCUCCAAGAGUUUUUGGACUCGUCCGAAAAUGGAGCCAUUUAUUUCAGUCUGGGUUCUUCCGUAAACAGCAGCAAUUUGGAUUCAAGAAUCACCAAUACUCUGAGCCAAGCUUUCUCAGAACUACCUUAUAACGUACUGUGGAAAAGAGAAAUUGAUGAUUUAGCCAACAAACCCGAUAAUGUUCUCAUCAGGAAAUGGCUACCGCAGCAGGAUAUUUUAGGCCAUCCGAAAGUCAAGGUAUUCGUCACCCAAGGAGGUCUGCAAUCAAUUGAGGAAGCCAUCUACAAUGAGGUACCAAUGGUUGGAAUACCGUUAAUCGUCGACCAACCGCUUAAUAUUGAAAUCAUUUCCGACAAAGGCAUAGCUGUGGGUCUGAACUCCGAAACAAUGACGAAAGACGAUGUGAAGAAAGCAAUCAUAGAAGUGGCUGAGAAUGAAAGGUAUAAAGAAAAAGUGAGGGAAGCAGCUGCAAUCCUCAAAGAUCAACCUUUGAAGGGAGUGGAUAAGGCCAUUUAUUGGAUCGAGUACAUCCUCAGACACAAAGGGGCGAAACACCUCCGUAGUCCCGCUGCUGAUAUGCCCUUCUACGAGUAUUUCAUGUUGGAUGUCAUUGUGGUCUUGAUAGUUAUCUGCCUCUCAUGCGUUUUUCUUGUCACUGGAUUGUAUGGGUUGAUUAGGAAUAUGAAGAGAAAAAAUAAAAUCAAGAAGAACUGAAUUUCACUUCAUUUUCUUGUUAUUCAAAUUUCGAUUUGUGGUUGGCAUUUUGCAUCUAAGUUGCCAUGUCAAACUCUGUCCAAAAGGGUCUUAUUAUAAACAUUUACUAAAUGUGAUUUAACAAACAGAAACGUUACUUUACACAUAGAUAUAUUCAUAUAAUAUUUUCGAAAGUUAGUCGCCUGAGUGAUUUGGUGAUUUUGAUCAAUUAUCUUCAGUUAUUAUGUUAGAAAUAUGUUUUAUACUAUUCACGAGUUUUCAAAUACAAAAAUGUGAUUUGC
Messenger RNA from Leptinotarsa decemlineata (Colorado potato beetle), 1932 nucleotides. Its product is annotated as UDP-glucosyltransferase 2. The record is from RefSeq and is a predicted model, not a curated record. NCBI's taxonomy places the organism in Eukaryota, Metazoa, Arthropoda, Insecta, Coleoptera, Chrysomelidae. Gene Ontology annotation, molecular function: UDP-glycosyltransferase activity.